Messenger RNA from Desarmillaria tabescens, 726 nucleotides. Its product is annotated as Frataxin. Gene Ontology annotation, biological process: intracellular iron ion homeostasis; iron incorporation into metallo-sulfur cluster. The record is from RefSeq and is a predicted model, not a curated record. Lineage: Eukaryota; Fungi; Basidiomycota; Agaricomycetes; Agaricales; Physalacriaceae. Gene Ontology annotation, molecular function: ferrous iron binding; 2 iron, 2 sulfur cluster binding; ferric iron binding. Gene Ontology annotation, cellular component: mitochondrion. The coding region runs from base 40 to 639 and encodes 199 amino acids. The transcript has 4 exons.
GCGGAUAAGGAUGCCGGUGCCGAUCUGCCGGCUGAGAUUAUGCUAGAUAGUUCCCACGUAAUAGUGUCAAUGCCCUUUCGACUCACCUCCCGUUCACUCAGUUCGUUGACGCGGCAAUGUGUUCUCUACGAAACACGACCAUCAAUUUCCUUAUGCAUACCGCAUAUUGUACGACUGCCAAUGCUCCAGGAGAUUCCCUCCUUGAGAUCUCGUCGGUUCAGCACACAGCCUCCACCUCAGUACUAUGAUAAUUCAAAAACUCCUCCGCCUCAGUGGAUACAUCGCGGAGACCUUACAAUGGAACGUUAUCAUGAAGUUUCCGACCAUGCGAUGGAAGCCUUGCUGGACCAACUCGAAAAUCUGUUAGACAAUGAAGCUCAAAGCAACCCUGACUAUGAAGUCGAGUACUCUAGCGGUGUGCUCACAUUAAAGCUGGGUGAACAUGGGACAUACGUGAUCAAUAAACAACCUCCCAACAAGCAGAUUUGGCUUUCCUCGCCCCAAAGCGGACCAAAACGCUACGACUACAGUGAAUUCGACAACAGCUGGUGGUACUGGCGUGACGAAAAGACACUGAGUGAAUUAUUAAACGACGAGUUGCAGGUCAUUCUUGGCAAGAAGCCUGGCAUCGCUCUAUGAGUGUGAUGGUAUCCUUGGGUGAAAUCAUAUUGCGUAAACAGACAUAACGAGUGCUAGGAUGAUAUUAUACAACGUUGAGAAUGCUGA